This is a messenger RNA of Nicotiana tabacum (common tobacco), 2956 nucleotides long. Its product is annotated as putative SWI/SNF-related matrix-associated actin-dependent regulator of chromatin subfamily A member 3-like 1. The record is from RefSeq and is a predicted model, not a curated record. Gene Ontology annotation, molecular function: zinc ion binding; hydrolase activity, acting on acid anhydrides, in phosphorus-containing anhydrides; ATP-dependent activity, acting on DNA. Lineage: Eukaryota; Viridiplantae; Streptophyta; Magnoliopsida; Solanales; Solanaceae. Gene Ontology annotation, cellular component: nucleus. Gene Ontology annotation, biological process: DNA repair.
CACGUACACUUUAAAAACUCCUCCCUUUCUCCCAUAAACGGUCUUCAAUUCUCCUCUUUUGAAAAGUCCUCCACCAAAAACAUUUCACUUUUAAAGUUCCCAAUAGGAAAGAAGUAAACCCAAUUAAUUGAAUCGAAGAAAAUGGUGGAAGGGCAAGACCCAGUAGAGGUAUUCAUGAGGCUAGAACGGUGGCCUCUAUCACCGCUUGAAGUGGAGGCGGAGGCGGAGGAGGAGGAGAACAACAGCCAGUCAUCAGGGGAGAUGUACAUGGUGGGUUUUGUGAUCGCCAACGUUGUGGGUCUUCAGUACUACAGUGGUAGAAUCAGCGGCCGAGAAAUCGUUGGGCUUCAACGUGAACCCCUCAAUCAGUAUGACCCAAACGCGAUUAAAGUUCUCAACACUCGUUCCGUUCAAGUUGGACACAUCGAACGCUCCGCCGCCAGGGUUUUAUCACCGCUUUUGGACGCCCACGUCAUCACCAUUGACGGAAUUGUUCCAAAGGUGGCUCGUCCAGGAAACAGAUACAAACUUCCCUGUCAAGUUCACAUCUUUGCAAGAUUGGAGGCAUUUGGAAUAGUAAAAUCAGCAAUUACAAAUGGUGGGUUGUAUUUGAUUGGCGAGAGCGAUCCGUCGUUCACACUUUCAGAGGCGGAGGUAGUUAAGGAGAAAAGAAGUACACCAGAAGGGAGGGACAUCGAUGAGAUAUUUAAACUUUUGGAUGAAAAAAUCAGUAAAAAGGAAGAACUGAAAGCGUUAGAGCCACCUAAAAAUAUAAUAAAGUCGGAGCUUCUUCUGCACCAGAAGGAAGGAUUGCAGUGGUUGGUUCAGAGGGAGAACUCUGAAGAAUUGCCUCCUUUUUGGGAAGAGAAAGAGGGUAGUUAUGUGAAUGUUUUGACAAACUACUCUACCGAUAAAAGACCUGAACCUAUAAGAGGUGGAAUAUUUGCAGAUGACAUGGGGUUGGGGAAGACACUUGCUCUCCUUUCUUUAAUUGCUUUGGAUAAACGUGGUGGUUUUAUUUCAUCUUCAAUCAGAAGUGGUCAUCAAAAUGCCGAGAGAGAUGAUGGAUUAGAUGAAGAGGAAGACAAAAAUACUGCUUCUAUUAGUAAGAGGAAUAAGAGGGGAAGAGUUGGUAGAAAGACUGACAAUUCACGAAAGAAGCAAAAGACUGAACGAGCAAACACACUACAAGUGAAGGAAAAAUCAGCUUGCAGUCCUGAAAGUCGUUCUGGCAAUUCAAGUUCAGGGACGACAUUGGUUGUUUGUCCACCAGCUGUACUGUCAGCGUGGAUCUCACAGAUUGAGGAGCACACUAAACCAGGUUCACUGAAGUCAUAUAUUUAUUAUGGAGAGCGGACAGGAGAUGCCAAUGAGCUGGCAAAGUAUGACUUAGUUUUAACUACUUAUAGUAUUCUGGCUAGUGAAGACACAUGGAUAGAUUCUCCCAUCAAAAAGAUAGAAUGGUGGCGAGUUAUCUUGGACGAGGCACAUGUCAUUAAGAAUGUGAAUGCUCAACAAAGUCGAGCAGUUAACAACUUGAAAGCUAAACGAAAGUGGGUGGUAACAGGAACACCGAUACAAAAUAACUCAUUCGAUUUGUAUUCUUUGAUGGCAUUUUUGAGAUUUGAGCCUCUGUCUAUUAAAGCCUAUUGGAACAGUUUGAUACAACGUCCACUUGCCCAGGGAGAUGAGAAGGGGGUGUCAAGACUGCAGGUUCUAAUGUCAACCAUGUCUUUGAGAAGGACCAAAGAAAAGGCUCUAAUUGGUUUGCCAUCAAAAUCUAUUGAGACUUUCUUUGUGGAACUUUCUGGAGAAGAAAGGGAAAUUUAUGAUCAGAUGGAAUCAGAAGCUAAGAGGAUUGUCAAGCAAUACAUAUCUUCUGAUAGCUCAAUGAAAAAUUAUUGGACUGUUCUGAGUGUAAUUGUACGGCUUCGACAAAUCUGUAUUGAUUUAGCCUUGUGUCCUUCAGAUCUGAGAUCGUUACUGCCAUCAAAUAAAAUUGGAGAUGUACACAGCAACCCACAGUUGUUGGACAAAAUGCUCUCAGCAUUGCAAGAUGACGAGGGAAUUGAUUGUCCAAUCUGCAUUUUUCCACCUACCGAUAGUGUCAUUACUUGUUGCGGGCAUAUAUUUUGCAAGUCUUGCAUUUUGAAGACCAUAAAACGUGCCAAGCCUUGCUGCCCACUUUGCCGUCAUCCGCUGUCAGAGUCUGACCUAUUUUUCUGCCCACCUGAAGCAUCUAAUGCAGCAAAUAGUGGAAGUUCUUCCACUGCAUCAUCCAAAGUGAAAGCACUCCUAAAACUUCUCUGUGCAUCAAGAGAUGAAAGCUCUAACAGAAAAUCAAUUGUCUUCUCUCAGUUCAGGAAGAUGUUGCUCCUACUUGAAGAGCCGCUUAAAGCAGCUGGUUUUAAGAUAUUGCGCUUAGACGGGUCAAUGAAUGCGAAAAAGAGAGGCCAAGUGAUUAAGGAGUUUGAAAUCCCAGCUCCGGAGGGGCCUACCAUCUUGCUUGCAAGUCUAAAAGCUUCAGGUGCUGGAAUAAAUCUUACAGCUGCGUCUAGAGUCUAUCUACUGGAACCUUGGUGGAAUCCAGCAGUUGAGGAGCAAGCUAUGGACAGAGUCCAUAGAAUUGGUCAAAAGGAAGAUGUGAAGAUUGUGAGGAUGAUUGCAAGAAGCACCAUUGAAGAGAGGAUACUGGAACUGCAAGAAAAGAAGAAACUGCUGGCAAGGAAGGCUUUCGGGAAGAAGGGCUCAAAAGAUCAAAGGGACAUUAGCUUAGAUGACCUUCGCACCUUGAUGCACUUGUGAGUCAUUCGUAUUUCUUAUCGAUCUGUAGAUGGGAUGGAUGUAUAUGUUUUGUAAAUGCUUAACUUACUAUCCUUCUGAUCUUUUUUUUGGUCAGAAAUGCAUGCCUAUUCAGUUAAUGCAAUUUUCUCUGCUUUGAAUUAUUUUGCUAUAA